This is a messenger RNA of Nerophis lumbriciformis (worm pipefish), 4548 nucleotides long. The record is from RefSeq and is a predicted model, not a curated record. Lineage: Eukaryota; Metazoa; Chordata; Actinopteri; Syngnathiformes; Syngnathidae.
AUGAUGAAGCAUCUAGACGUGCUGAUUGCCGGUUUCAAGGUAUACUGUGGCUCAAGUCAUGGAGCGGGUGUGCUGCCAGAAUGCUCGGCAGCAAUUACUGGAGAAAAGAAGACAUUCACCGUAGAACUGACUCCACCAACGACACCAAUAGAUUUUAUUGAAUGGAGCUUUACCGAUAGAAAUGAUGUCUCUACGAUUAUAAUAUCCACCAAUACCGGACCAAACCCUGACUACCAAGACAGGAUCCACGUGUUCCCUGAAACGGGAUCUCUGGAGCUCAGGAACUUAAUCCUGAGUGAUAUUGGUGAUUACAAAGUCAUCAUAAGAGUUGGUGAAGUGCAACAAACAGGAAGCUGUUUUCUUUACUUACACGAACUAAUCGGAGGUGUGGGCAUCAAGCACACCAGCACAGACCUGUUGGAGUCAAGCGGCUCAGUCACUAUGACCUGCUUCACGACUGCCGGUACUGACAUUACUUACGGCUGGCUGAACUCUACCAAUGAGGUCAAGGCUGGCGAUAGAGUUCAGAUCACGGAGGGAGGCUCCAAACUCACCAUAACCAACGUGAACCGUUACGACACGGGACCUUACAGGUGUCGUGUGUCCAACCUUGUCAGCAGUAGCACCAGCGGCCCAGUCGAACUCGACAUCAGCUAUGGCCCUGAAAACAUCAGUUUAUCCACAUCUCCUUCACUGGAACACCACAAAGUUGGAUCCAACAUCAACCUGACCUGCUCAUCGGAAUCCAAUCCUCCUGCAGUGUACCAAUGGUUUUUUAAUGGAACCCUGUUGCCUGUCCUUGGACCUGAGCUCAGACUGAAGAACGUUCUAGAGAGUCAGAGUGGCAACUAUCGAUGUCAAGCAUACAACAACAAAACACUGAAUUCUCUAACACAGAGCACGCCUAUAUCUAUACUCACACCUAUUUCCAGAGUAGAAUUAAGGACUGACACCACAGACCUUAUUGAAUUCAGUGGUCCAGUUAGUCUGUUAUGUUCUGCCACUGGGUCUUCACCCUCCUUCCGUUGGGCCAACGGCAGCUCUGAAAUUACGAAAAACGAUAGAGUUCAGAUCACCGAUGGAGGCUCCAAACUCACCAUCCUAAAUAUUAACCGCUAUGAUAAAGGACCAUUUCGUUGCCACGCAUUCAACCCGAUCAACGACGGCACCAGCAAUCCUGUAGUUCUGUCUGUUAACUAUGGACCAGAGAAUAUUAAUCUGACGAAAACACCAUUCCAAGAACACUAUAACGAAGGUUCGGACGUUGACCUCUUGUGCUCUGCUACUUCGGUCCCUCCACCGCAGUUUCGUUGGUUAAAAAACGGAGAGCUCUUGUCCCAUACCGGACCAGCGCUCCAACUAAAGAACAUUCACUUUAAUCAGAGAGGAAACUAUUCCUGUCAAGCCUUUAAUGACAGAACACAGAGGACUGUAACAUCAGAUCCUGUCUCUAUUUCAGUGAUAAGAUCAGAAAUCUCCAACGUGGUGAUAAUUCCCAGCAAAACAGAAAUGGAAGAGUUCAGUGGCUCGGUCAGUCUCACCUGCACCUAUGAGGGAUUGUUUCCCAACUUUGUUUGGCGUAACAGUAGCUCCGAGUUGAUUGCUGGAGAUGGAGUCCAGAUUGAGAGCAAAGGCGCUGUUGUCAUCAUCCUUAACGUGAGCCGCUACGAUGAGGGGCCUUACACCUGCCACGUUUUUAACAACUUUAGCAGUGCCACCAGUCCGCCGCUGAAACUCUCCAUCUACUAUGGCCCUGAAAACAUCAGUGUAUCCACCUCCCCAUUACUGCAAUACCAUCCGGUUGGGUCCAACAUCCAUCUAUCCUGCUCGUCUGGAUCUAGACCUCCUGCAGUGUACCAAUGGUUCUUUAACGGAGAGCUGUUGCCUGUUUCUGGAUCUGAGCUCAGCCUGAGGAACGUUCUAGAGACUCAGAGUGGCAACUACCGCUGUCAGGCAUAUAACACCAAAACACUGAAGUCUCAAACAAAGAGCUCAACUAUAACUAUACUCACACCCAUUUCCAGAGUGGAAUUAAGGACUGACACCACGGACCUUAUCGAAUUCAGUGGUGCAGUUAGUCUGUUCUGCUCUGCCACUGGGUCUUCGCCCUCUUUCCGCUGGGCCAACGGCAGCUCUGAAAUUACGAAUAACGACAGAGUUCAGAUUACCAAUGGAGGCUCCAAACUCACCAUCCUCAAUAUUAGCCGCCAUGAUACAGGACCAUUUCGGUGCCAUGCAUUCAACCUUAUCAGCAACGACACCAGCAAUCCUGUUGUUCUGUCUGUUUACUUUGAAAUCUCCAAUGUGGUGAUAAUUCCCAGUAAAACAGAGAUGGAAGAGUUCAGUGGCUCAGUCAGUCUCACCUGCACCUUUGAUGGAGUUUCCACCAACAUUAUUUGGCGUAAAGGCAGUUUCGAGUUGACGGCUGGAGAUGGAGUCCAGAUUGAGAGCAAAGGCGCUGUCGUCACCAUCCUUAACGUGAGCCGCCACGACGAGGGGCCGUACACCUGCCAGGUCUUCAACGACUUUAGCAGUGCCACCAGCCCGCCUCUGAAGCUCUCCAUCUACUAUGGCCCUGAAAACAUCAGUGUAUCCACCUCCCCAUCACUGCAAUACCACUCGGUUGGAUCCAACAUCCAUUUGUCCUGCUCGUCUGGAUCUAGACCUCCUGCAGUCUACCACUGGUUCUUUAACGGAGGGAUGUUGCCUGGCUCUGGAUCUGAGCUCAGCCUGAGGAACGUUCUAGAGAGUCAGAGUGGCAACUACCGCUGUCGAGCAUAUAACAACAAAACAAUGAAGUCUCAAACACAGAGCUCAACUAUAACUAUACUCACACCCAUUUCCAGAGUGGAAUUAAGGACUGACACCACAGACCUUAUUGAAUUCAGUGGUCCAGUUAGUCUGGUCUGUUCUGCCACUGGGUCUUCGCCCUCUUUCCGUUGGGCAAAUGGCAGCUCUGAAAUUACGAAUAACAACAGAGUUCAGAUUACCAAUGGAGGCACCAAACUCACCAUCCUUAAUAUUAGCCGCCAUGAUACAGGACCAUUUCGGUGCCAUGCGUUCAACCUUAUCAACAGCGACACCAGCAAUCCUGUAGUUUUAUCUGUUUACUAUGGACCAGAGAAUAUUAAGAUCACUAAAUCACCAGUCCAAGAACACUACUACGAAGGUUCAAACGUUGACCUCGUGUGCUCUGCCUCUUCGAGCCCUCCACCGCAAUUUCGGUGGUUCAAAAAUGGAGAGCUCUUGUCCCACAGUGGACCUGCGCUUCAGCUUAAGAACAUUCAUUUUCAUCAGAGAGGAAACUACUCCUGUCAGGCCUUUAAUAACAUAACACAGAGGACUAUUACAUCGGAGCCCCUUGCUAUUUCAGUGAUAAGCUUAGAAAUCUCCAACGUGGUGAUAAUUCCCAGCAAAACAGAGAUGGAAGAGUUUAGUGGCUCAGUGAGUCUCAACUGCUCCUUUAAGGGAUUGUUUCCCACCUUUGCCUGGCGUAACGGCAGCUCCCAGUUGACGGCCGGAGAUGGAGUCCAGAUUAACAACAAUGGCGCUCUCGUCACCAUCCUUAAUGUGAGCCGCUACGAUGAGGGACCUUACACCUGCCAGGUCUUCAACAACUUUAGCAGUGUCACCAGCCCUCCACUGAAACUCUCCAUCUACUAUGGACCAGAAAACGUUUAUUUUGAAAUAUUUCCUCCACGGGAAUACUUUGAGACUGGAUCCAAGAUCAGCAUGUCCUGCUCAGCUGCAUCCAGACCUCCUGCCCUCUUUCAGUGGUAUCAAAAUGGAUACCUGUUGCCCUAUACAGGAUCGAAGCUCAACCUGGUGAACGUUCAAGAGCAUCACAGCGGAAACUAUAGCUGUCGGGCCUUUAACAACAAAACUUUGAAAUAUCAAACAACAAGGCCAUCAGCCAUCAUUAUACUGACACCAGUUUCUAACGUGACUCUUACCGCAAGCCCCCAAGUGAUGUUUGAGUUUAGCUCCACCACUUUGUACUGCUCCUCUGCCGGAACCGCAGUCUCUUAUCGAUGGUUGAAUGGCAGCUUGGAGGUCACAGCCGAUCACAGAGUUCAGAUCACCAACGGAGGCUCCAAGCUUACCAUCGUCAGCGUGACCCGCUACGAAGAGACAGCAUUCAGGUGCAAUGUUUCCAACGCCGUCAGUGAUAGACUCAGCCAGGCGUUGCAUCUUUAUAUUCAGUACGGUCCAGACUACGUGACCAUUGAGGGCCCAGACUCGGUUUACGUUGGACACUACGCAGUGCUUCUCUGCACAACCUCGUCUGUGCCGACAGCGAGCUUUACAUGGCUUUUUAAUGGAAAGCCCACUGGAGUGCACACAGCCAAAUACGUAAUUGAUUUAAGCCGGAGUUCGGACGCCGGGAUGUACGUCUGCACAGCCACAAAUGCGAUCACAGGGAGGUGUGCAACAGGAAGCCACAAUUUGACUGUUUCAGGGACAUGUGUGAAGCACUCAGACACGUACAAUGUGUCAGAUAGACCUUCUAGUUCUGCAAAUGCGGAAGAAAAAGGGAAGCCCACUUAA